AUGUAUAGGAAAACAAUGAGAAACGUUACUUCAAUUUCUCUUCGUCUUCUCAAUCCACGUCUGGCAAUUCAUGAGCACAACAAGAAUUUUGUUAUAGGAUUCACAUUGUUGAAUCUGGGGAACCAUGGGAAAAAGAGUCGUGAUAAGAGACCUGAUGUGGCAGAGGAGAAUAAUAGUAGUGGUGCUAGCACCAGUGCCAGUGCCAGUACUAGUCAUCAUGGAAGAACUUGGAGCAUUCUUAACAUUAUGAAGUAUCAUCAUUGGCCUCAUAACGUCAAGAAAAGGCUCACACACAAGAAGAAUGCUGCUGGAAAAAAUCCUGAUGUUGAUGGUCCAGGUGGAGCUGAUAAUUUGCAGGACUAUGAACCGAACUCAAAUUUAUAUGAAGAAAUGGCCGUACAGUCCACUUCACCAGCCAAACAUUCUGUGAAAGCCAGACUAAAAGCACUUCUUAGUGAUGAGAUAGCCAGAAAGAAGGGUCAGCAUAAAAGAAGUUCAACCUACCCUGCAAAGCCAAGACCACCAAUCAAAGCAGUUUCUAUUCCCAGUUUAGAUCACUCAGAUGUUAAUCUCGUCUCUGAAUCGGUUCCAACAGAAAAUAAUCCUAAAAUGGCUCCACAUACUACUGAGACGUUGGAGAAUUUGCCAUUAGCAUGCUCAACAGCCAAUAAGGAGAUCUGUGUAGAGUGUGGGACCAUGUUUUCUAGUGGUUCAAUGGAGCAUAAUAGUAUGGUUCAUAAACAUCAGAAACCGCCAUCAGAAUAUCACAAAGCAUUGAUGAAGGAAACACUGAGUUGUGAAGAGAAGUCCAUGCAUGCCAAGUUACUCACAACUGACGUGUCACCUUAUCUAUUUAAGGAUUUCUUGGAUGCUCUUGAUAUGAUAAAUUCAAAUAAGAAUUUGCUGUUAAAAUUUCUGCAGCAUCAACAUUCUCCUUUGGCAUGCCAUUUUCCCAACCAACAGGAAUCAGCAAGAAAGAUAAGACUAAAUAAGUCUAUUUCAUUUCCUGUACCUGGCUCGUCGUCAUCAUCAUCCCAAUUUAAAAGACAAAACACAAACAAAUGGCAGAUGAAAUGCUCAAAUCAAGAGAGGUACAAAAUGAUGGUCAAACACAAAAGGGCUAUUAAGCGUUUCAAGGAUCUUAGACAGAAGGUGAAACAUGUUCUUGAAGAGAGCAAAAAUGAGAAACGCCGCAUAGCCAUGGAUGCUGUGUAUGACAAAAUUCCUCAUGGAAAUAAAGUUCCCAUAGAAUUGAAGAGGAAGAUUCCCAAAGUUCCCAUAGAUACUAUUUCACCAAGUGAAUUUGGCAAUUUUAAAAAACGUCAGAUAUCUCCAAUGAGGACUGCAUCUUUGAAUGAAUCAGUUUGGAAAUAUUCUCAGCUUUACGAGACUUGUUUUAACAAAGGAACUAGGUACCCUAAGUCUGAGAGGUUAAAGGCGAAAAUGGAGGAGAAAAAUCCAAUAUUAAGGACCCCAAAAUCCUUUCAAAGGUUUCUUUCACUGCCUAAUCUUAAAGAUUACUUUUCUCAAAAUGAGGAGCCUUCUUCUGUUUUACCUCCCCAGAUUCCAAUUAGGAAAUUUGGAGAGAGAACCGCUAGCCCAAGCACUAGUGUAGAUAACAUUACAACUCCAGAAAUUUCCUACUUCACCAUCUGGUUACGGUUGAAUGGAACAGAAUCACAAAUAAAGCCAUGGCCAACUGAUGGAUUGGAUCAUCUGGCAGAGCAACUUCAAGAGCUUGACAUUGCAGACUAUCAUGAAUUAUAUGUGAAAGAUGUAUUAGAGCUAUCUGGGUUAUCCACAAGUCAUGAAUACCUUAGCACAUGGUUUUCCAACGAGCAACCAGUUGAUCCUACAGUGUAUGAUGAAUUAGAAGGGUGCUUACUAUUUGAUCCUCAAAGUGCUCGUAACGAAGAAACCAGGGCUCAUUGCAACCAUUUGAUUUUGUUUGAUUUAAUCAAUGAGGUAUUGAUUGAGAUUUUUGGGAGAUCAUACAGUUAUUACCCAAAGUCGUUAUCUUCUCUCUGUCAUGUUUACCCAAUACCAGUAGGAGACCAAGUUCUAGGACAAGUGUGGACACUUAUUAAGUGGUAUCUGAACUUGAAUUCAGAGUUUUAUCCAUCUUUGGAUUACUAUGUUAGCAGAGACUUGGCAAGAAGUGAUGGGUGGAUGAAUCUCCAGUUUGAUUCUGAAUGCGUGGGGCUUGAGUUAGAUGACCUUAUUUUCGAUGAUCUUUUGGAUGAGAUCAUCUGCACUUGA
Molecule: messenger RNA, 2259 nt
Organism: Neltuma alba
Lineage: Eukaryota; Viridiplantae; Streptophyta; Magnoliopsida; Fabales; Fabaceae
Product: protein TRM32-like
Exons: 6
Coding region: 1-2259 (752 amino acids)
Source: RefSeq, a predicted model, not a curated record